ACUAUUCUAAUAAAAAUAUGUAAGUAUCCCGUGUAAUUUAUAUUAUUUAAUGUUCACACAAACCAAUGAAAUAUUUUUAUCCCGUUUUACGAAGAGAGAAGUUUUCAUGCCGAACUUAUACAACUUGGUCUUCAAAGUCAAUGAUCGUUAACUGGAAAUCUACUGUAAAGUUGUUAGUCAACCUCAAGAAAGCUCGCGAUACUGCACAAACUACAACUCCCAAAAUGCAAUAUGGUUUCUGUCUAAGGUCUCCGCGAGUCUGAAUGAUUCCAGCAUGCUUUGUGGCGCGAAGGGCAACCUGGGAGUGGUAGUGCCUCUGGGCGCCGGCCGGAAUCGCCAGCGCGGCAGUGGCGGGUUUAGGGGCUUCCUUCCGAGGUGCUGUUAGAGCUGAGGUGGAGAAAAGGCGCGGAAAAGAAACGGUGAGUCAGAUAGCGUCGAUGCGAUAAAGGGUGACCGCAUCGCCACGUAGGUGUAAAUUGAGGAAGCGCGGACCGCGCCUCAUUCAGUGGUGCUCACCGCGGUCGGUCUCGGAGUCCGCGGAGGAAGGGGAAGCAGGGCGGGCGCCCACAGCAGUUCGGCCCGCGGCGUGACGCCGCCAUCUCCGCCAUGCAGUCCCGGGAAGAAGCCCCGCGGCCCCGCCGCCUCGCCAGUCCCCGCGGUGGGAGACGGCCCAAAAGGAUUUCCAAGCCCUCGGUGUCAGCCUUUUUCACAGGCCCCGAGGAGCUAAAGGACACAGCCCAUUCCGCGGCCCUGCUGGCUCAACUCAAGUCCUUCUACGACGCGCGACUGCUGUGCGAUGUGACCAUCGAAGUGGUGACGCCUGGUAGCGGGCCCGGCACGGGUCGCCUGUUUUCCUGCAAUCGCAACGUGUUGGCUGCCGCGUGCCCCUACUUCAAGAGCAUGUUCACAGGGGGCAUGUACGAGAGCCAGCAAGCGAGCGUGACCAUGCACGACGUGGAUGCCGAGUCCUUCGAGGUGUUGGUCGACUACUGCUACACGGGUCGGGUGUCCCUGAGCGAGGCCAACGUGCAGCGCCUGUAUGCGGCCUCUGACAUGCUUCAGCUGGAGUACGUACGCGAAGCCUGUGCUUCUUUCUUGGCUCGCCGCCUGGACCUGGCCAACUGCACCGCCAUCCUCAAGUUUGCUGACGCCUUUGACCAUCAGGAGCUGCGCUCUCAGGCCCAGUCGUUCAUAGCUCACAACUUCAAGCAGCUGAGCAGGAUGGGGUCGGUGCGGGAGGAGACGCUAGCAGAUCUGAGCCUGGCCCAGCUGCUGGCGGUCCUGCGCCUGGACAGUUUGGACGUAGAGAGUGAGAGGACCGUGUGCCAUGUGGCCGUGCAGUGGCUGGAGGCCGCUCCCAAAGAGCGAGGGCCCAGCGCCGUGGAAGUCCUCAGGUGUGUUCGUUGGGCACACUUCACUGAAGAGGAUCGGGACUACCUGGAAGGGCUGCUGACCAAGCCCAUUGUGAGGAAGUACUGCCUGGACGUUAUUGAAGGGGCCCUGCAGGUGCGCUGUGGUGACACGUUGUACAAGUCCCUGGUGCCCAAGCCAAACAACAGCGGCGGCGGCAGCUCUCCUGUAUCUGUGGUGGAAAAUCCACCUCAGAGAUUAGGUAUGUGUGCCAAGGAAAUGGUGAUUUUCUUUGGACAUCCCAGGGAUCCUUUUCUCUGCUAUGACCCAUACUCGGGGGACAUUUAUACAAUGCCGUCACCUUUGACCAGCUUGGCUCACACUAAGACUAUCACCUCCUCAGCUGUUUGUGUCUCCCCAGACCAUGACAUCUAUUUAGCCGCCCAGCCCAGGAAAGACCUGUGGGUGUAUAAACCAGCCCAAAAUAGCUGGCAGCAACUGGCUGACCGUUUGCUGUGUCGCGAGGGCAUGGAUGUAGCGUAUCUCAAUGGCUAUAUUUACAUUUUGGGUGGUCGAGACCCUAUUACUGGAGUUAAGUUGAAGGAAGUGGAAUGCUACAGUGUUCAGAGGAACCAGUGGGCUCUGGUGGCUCCCGUACCGCAUUCUUUUUAUUCCUUUGAAUUAAUAGUGGUUCAGAACUAUCUUUAUGCUGUCAACAGUAAGCGCAUGCUAUGUUAUGAUCCUAGUCAUAAUAUGUGGCUGAACUGUGCAUCUCUUAAGCGAAGUGAAUUUCAGGAAGCCUGUAUCUUCAAUGAUGAAAUCUAUUGUAUCUGUGACAUCCCAGUCAUGAAGGUCUACAACCCAGCUAGGGGAGAAUGGAGACGGAUUAGCAAUAUUCCUUUAGACUCAGAGACCCACAACUACCAGAUUGUCAAUCAUGACCAACAGUUACUGCUUAUUACUUCUACAACCCCACAAUGGAAGAAGAACCGGGUGACUGUGUAUGAAUAUGAUACUAGGGAAGACCAGUGGGUUAAUAUAGGUACUAUGUUAGGCCUUUUGCAGUUUGACUCUGGUUUCAUUUGCCUCUGUGCUCGCGUUUAUCCUUCCUGCCUUGAACCUGGACAGAGUUUCAUCACUGAAGAAGAUGAUGCACGGAGUGAGUCUAGUACUGAAUGGGACUUAGAUGGAUUCAGUGAGCUGGACUCUGAGUCAGGAAGUUCUAGUUCUUUUUCUGAUGAUGAAGUCUGGGUACAGGUAGCAGCACCUCGCCGUAAUGUACCUGAACAGCAGGGUUCUUUGUAAAUUUUUUGAAAUACUAUGAUGUUACUGCUGUGUGGAAUGUGUCUUUAAUAGAUAUCCUUUUUCCUGGGGAAAAAAAACCAAAACUCAGUUGAUUAGGAGUAUAGAUUUCAUUGAAAAAGGGUAAUAUUUUGAAAUUUUAAGUGGCUCUAACAUCAGCCCAUUUAAUAAUUUACUGUGCUAAAAGUCUAAAAAUAUGGAAAAAAAUGAACUGCUGUUGGGGAGUUUUUUCUUUUUUUAUUAGCAUGUUUAUGUUUUGAUUGUCUUAAUUUAGUCCCUUAAUUUUUUAAUUCUGUUUAGUGACACAGAAUUUGACUUAAAUUUGUGUGAUAAUAAACUGGGAAUUAUUGAUAGGAUUUUUUGUUUUGUUUUGUUUUUGGGUUUUUUUUUUGGUACCAGGGAUUGAACUUGUUGAUAGGAUUUUGAAAGUGUAUAUUUUCCUUCAGAAUAAUGAAAAUGGAUUUACAAAAUUCUUUGUUUUUAGUAUUCUAAGUUAAAUAUUGUUUGUUAAAAUUCAGUUUGCUUUUAUUUCUACAAAAAUUUGUAUUAAGAUUACUUAAUAGUAAUUUUAUUUUGAUGAUGUAUGACUGGCUUUACAAGGUCACAUCAUUUUUUUUUUUUUUUU
This is a messenger RNA of Fukomys damarensis (Damara mole-rat), 3277 nucleotides long. RefSeq names its product kelch repeat and BTB domain containing 7 (gene Kbtbd7). The coding region runs from base 607 to 2655 and encodes 682 amino acids. The transcript has a single exon. The record is from RefSeq and is a predicted model, not a curated record. Gene Ontology annotation, molecular function: protein binding. Lineage: Eukaryota; Metazoa; Chordata; Mammalia; Rodentia; Bathyergidae.